GCUUCCUCGCCGGUCCACCUACCCAGACAAGGCAAACGGAAAUCUGCAGCAGGACUCAGCUUGGUGCACACAACUCCGCCCUCGCCACACCCACUCUGCAGCGUCUGGCCCGGCAAUACCCAUCUGGGCGCCCCUCCUGCUUCCUCUAGGCUCGCCUGCGCGCUGUCACGUUACGGCGGAACUAAUCCAGCGACGCCUGCGCUUUGACGCAUUUGGUGCCGUGGAAGGGAAAAAGGGGGACUGCAGUAUGCGUCACACCCGGAAGCGGCGAGCCGGAAGUGGGGAGAACCGGAGCCUUACCAUCAAACUUCGGAAACGGAAGCCAGAGAAAAAGGUAGAAUGGACAAGUGACACUGUGGACAAUGAACACAUGGGCCGCCGCUCAUCAAAAUGCUGCUGUAUUUAUGAGAAACCUCGGGCCUUUGGCGAGAGCUCCACGGAAAGUGAUGAGGAGGAAGAAGAGGGCUGUGGUCAUACACACUGUGUACGUGGCCACCGCAAAGGACGGCGUCGUGCAACCCUAGGACCGACCCCCACCACCCCUCCCCAGCCUCCUGACCCUUCCCAGCCCCCUCCAGGGCCAAUGCAGCACUAAAUCCCUCUCUCCUCCAGCAUUCCUGUGUCUGUCUGGCCCUAAAUGUAUCCAUGUGGCUACUUCUCCAGCCCCCUCCUUCCCUCUCUUCUGCCUGAUAGAGGGAAGAGGAAGAGGAGGACGAACAGAGAUCCUGAAAUUCUGACUUGCUGCUAUUCCAGAACCCAGCCUCCUGGGUUUCCCCAGUCCUCAUUUUUCCUCCCAAUACCCACCCUUCUCUCUCGAGGGAUCUAGGCACCUUGGUCCCAGUGUCUUCCUUUUGUUCUCACUGCCAAACUGCCUGUCCUGGGAUCUAGUUAUCUUGGCCCUGCACUCUCAACAUGAGUAGCGAACACUUAAAUUGGGUUUUCAACAGUCCCAGCUUUCACUGCCAGGGUCCCAGUCAGAUUCCAGGAAUUUGCGCCCUAACUUUGCUUGCUAAUCCUGGUUUAGAGCUAUCCCACUAAAAUAUUUAAUCCUAAUUCUUAGUCCUUGCCUGUGAGAUAUGAGGUCUUACAGGAGACCUCAGAGCUCCCAGCCCUUCUCCUCCUGCUAACCCUUCUCACACCCUCAAGAGGAGUUAGAAAAGAGGUCCUUGUUAUUCUCACCUCUUAUGGAAAAUGGAACAAGAAAUAAUCAUAUCCUUUCUUCCCACCCUUCUCCUGUUAUUUAGGAUUUCUGACAAAGCUGGCUUGAGAUUGGUCACUUAGAGCCGACUGUCUCCUCUGCCUUUUGUUUUUCAGCUUCAGAGACAGAUCCAAUAUAGUCCCAGGGACCUGGGUCUCUGGGAGAGGAAGGAAGAGGGAGGGAGCAAAGAGAUUGGGGUAUGUCCCCUGUAGUACACUCUUUCCUCUUACUUCCUAGACUUUGAUUUCUCCGGCAGCCCAGAUGUUCAGUUCUCUUGGCCCCUCUCUACCCCUUACUGGGAUCUGGUUUUCAUUUUCCGGUCCUUUUGCCAUACACAGUUACAGAGAUCAGUCAAAUCCAUACCACCACUGAGAUCUCAUUUAUUGCCACAGAUGCACAAAAUAAAUAACCCAAAAUCACAAAA
Molecule: messenger RNA, 1622 nt
Organism: Homo sapiens (human)
Lineage: Eukaryota; Metazoa; Chordata; Mammalia; Primates; Hominidae
Gene: PPP1R11
Product: protein phosphatase 1 regulatory inhibitor subunit 11
Exons: 4
Coding region: 248-595 (115 amino acids)
Biological process (GO): protein ubiquitination
Molecular function (GO): ubiquitin protein ligase activity; protein serine/threonine phosphatase inhibitor activity
Source: RefSeq, a predicted model, not a curated record